AAAAGGGUAUCGGGGGUCCAUUAUCUGCCCUCACAUAUUACUGCGUAGAGAGAGAAAGCAAAGGAAGAGAGAGAAAGGGGGAUGACUACGAUUCGUAGAUUCAGCUGCAAUGACCUUCUCCGUUUCGCCUCUGUUAAUCUUGAUCAUCUUACUGAAACUUUCAACAUGUCAUUUUAUAUGACUUACAUGGCAAGAUGGCCGGACUAUUUCCAUGUUGCAGAAGCUCCUGGCGGCCACGUCAUGGGAUACAUUAUGGGAAAAGUUGAAGGGCAAGGUGAAUCUUGGCAUGGUCACGUCACUGCAGUAACUGUGGCUCCUGAAUAUCGGAGGCAGCAAUUAGCCAAGAAAUUGAUGAACCUUCUGGAAGAUGUCAGUGAUAAGAUUGAUAAGGCUUACUUUGUGGACCUGUUUGUGAGAGCAUCAAAUACACCAGCCAUAAAGAUGUAUGAGAAGCUUGACUAUGUAAUAUAUAGGCGAGUUUUACGCUAUUACUCGGGGGAGGAAGAUGGUUUGGAUAUGAGGAAGGCAUUAUCGCGAGAUGUAGAAAGGAAGUCUAUCAUCCCUCUUAAACGGCCGGUGACUCCAGAUGAACUGGAGUAUGACUGAGUCAGUAAGAGUUGUUAGCAUGUAUAUCUUGAAUGAAGCUAAGGCAUCAAGAAGUCUAUCUGAAAAUGUAUCAGAUGAGUUGU
Messenger RNA from Lycium ferocissimum, 689 nucleotides. RefSeq names its product N-terminal acetyltransferase B complex catalytic subunit NAA20. Lineage: Eukaryota; Viridiplantae; Streptophyta; Magnoliopsida; Solanales; Solanaceae. Bases 82 to 606 code for a protein of 174 amino acids. The transcript has 6 exons. The record is from RefSeq and is a predicted model, not a curated record. Gene Ontology annotation, molecular function: protein-N-terminal amino-acid acetyltransferase activity. Gene Ontology annotation, biological process: N-terminal peptidyl-methionine acetylation. Gene Ontology annotation, cellular component: NatB complex.